Messenger RNA from Fusarium tjaetaba, 450 nucleotides. Its product is annotated as mitochondrial zinc maintenance 1 mitochondrial. Gene Ontology annotation, biological process: mitochondrial respiratory chain complex III assembly. The transcript is spliced from 2 exons. The coding region runs from base 1 to 450 and encodes 149 amino acids. Lineage: Eukaryota; Fungi; Ascomycota; Sordariomycetes; Hypocreales; Nectriaceae. The record is from RefSeq and is a predicted model, not a curated record.
AUGGCCACCGCUCCAGCUCCAGUUCUCAAUGCUUACCGACACCUAAUGCGCGCGGCGCGAAUCGCUUUUCAAGGUACGAAACCAUUCCGGAAACGAACUUCUAGUGCAGCCGAGUUCAUGUUCAAGACUGGUCCAAUGGGUUAUACUGACUAUCAAUUCACUGCAGGCGACGCCACUAUCCUCUCUGCCGCUCAGCUUCAGAUCCGCCACGAGUUCCGGCUAAAAGCCAAGGCCGAUGCUGCCGAUGCUGCUGCAGCGAUUAACCAUGCCGAAGAGGUAGCAAAGGUCCUUCGUCAGAAUGUUGUUCAGGGUCAAAGAACAGAGGAGGGCAAGGACACCUUCAAGCUGAGGAUACACAAAGACAUUGAGCGAGGCGAUAACGAGUCUAUCAAAACAGCUGGAAAAGGCACAGUUGGAGGUGGCUGCUGCGGUGGUGGUGGUAAAAAAUGA